AUGCUCCGCGUACGCCCCGCUCUUCAUUGCAGAUCGUUGCUCAGACGAUAUGCGACUGUAUCAGGCCCGCAUGCCUUGGUUUUCCUGGAGCAUCGCGAGGGGGUCAUCGACUCGGGCUCGCUUUCUGCACUGACGGCAGCCCAGCAGCUCGGAGGACAGGUUACCGGCAUCGUCAUUGGAGCCCCAGACCAAGUGAAAGGCGUGGUAGAGAAGGCGAAGACGCUGAAGGGGCUGAACACCGUCAUUCACUCUGCGUCCGAACAGUACGCGCACUCCCUCCCUGAGGCGGUAUCUCCUCUCUUUGAGAAGCUACUUGGCGAGAGCAGCCCUUACACCCACGUUGUCUCAGCCCAUUCAUCCUCCGCCAAGUCCAUCCUGCCUCGCGUUGCUGCCAGGCUUGACCUCCCCGCGGUCUCUGACAUCACUUCGCUGGAGCACGAUGCCUCUUCUAACGCGACCACCUUUACGCGCCCCAUCUACGCUGGAAACGCGAUCGCUACUGUGAAGGCACCCUCCUCACUCCGGUUGAAGUUUUUCACUGUACGGUCGACCGCGUUCAAGGCGGCUGCCGCCGACGAAAGCGUCCAAGCAGAGGAACAGACAGUCGACCCUGUCGAGGUCCCCAAUCUGCCCACGCAGCAUGUACGGACAGACUUGACCAAGUCGGACCGCCCCGAACUUGGCUCUGCGAGCCGUGUUGUGUCCGGUGGUCGUGCGCUGAAGAACGCUGAAACGUUCAAUUCGACGCUGGAGCCCCUCGCGGACGUGCUUGGUGCUGCCAUUGGCGCGUCGCGCGCUGCCGUGGACGCAGGCUAUGCGGAUAACUCAUUGCAGGUCGGUCAGACGGGCAAGGUCGUCGCGCCAGAGCUGUACAUAGCUAUUGGUAUCUCCGGUGCCAUUCAGCAUUUGGCGGGAAUGAAGGACUCUAAAUUGAUUGUGGCAAUCAACAAGGAUCCUGAAGCCCCGAUCUUCCAAGUCGCUGACAUCGGUCUCGUCGCGGAUCUGUAUCAGGCAGUACCGGAACUAGUGGAGAAGCUCAAGCAAUAG
Messenger RNA from Dichomitus squalens LYAD-421 SS1, 1047 nucleotides. RefSeq names its product electron transfer flavo protein alpha subunit. Lineage: Eukaryota; Fungi; Basidiomycota; Agaricomycetes; Polyporales; Polyporaceae. Bases 1 to 1047 code for a protein of 348 amino acids. Gene Ontology annotation, molecular function: electron transfer activity; flavin adenine dinucleotide binding. Gene Ontology annotation, cellular component: mitochondrion. The transcript is spliced from 3 exons. The record is from RefSeq and is a predicted model, not a curated record.